Chiloscyllium plagiosum (whitespotted bambooshark) is the source of this 877-nucleotide messenger RNA. The record is from RefSeq and is a predicted model, not a curated record. NCBI's taxonomy places the organism in Eukaryota, Metazoa, Chordata, Chondrichthyes, Orectolobiformes, Hemiscylliidae.
CAAACCUUCCAGCUCAGCAAGCAAAGCUACAUGCAGAAAAAUGUACAAGUUGAGGAUUUUUCCUGGCCAGUUGAGUACCAGAAUCUGUUACAUCUUGAUGCUGCAGAUGGUUUUAAAGAGCAGGCACUGUACACCUCAUGGAUGCCUGCUGAUUCUGCCCUCAGCGUAUGGAGAACUUCCACAACUUUUAACAAGUAUGAAAAAUCAGCCAGUAUUGUCAGCAACAGCCAGUGUCUACAGAAAUCCCUGGAUAGAAUCGUGACAAAAGCUUGGGACAUGUUUGCUUCACGAGCGUAUGUACAUCAGUACAUGAAACAUGGAAUCUCAGAAGAGGACUUUGUGGAUUGUUUCACAACUGUAGAACAGGUCAUUGCAAGUUAUUCUAGCCUUGGAUGAUAUAUCUUACAUGAUCUGAGUUCUUACUGUACAUUGUGUAUAAUCAUGUAUAAAUUGUUUAUGAGCUGGGCACAUUUGCCUGCUCCUUGUGACUCAGUAGAGGAUUCCAGAAUAGCUUGACUCACCCACGAUUUAUGACUGCUUUAGUCUCCAAAAAUUAAAAGCCACUGAAGCUUCUGAAUGGAUCAUUGUUGUAUUUAAAUGUUGUAUUUAUCACAGAAUAUGUUGCAAGCAUUGUUACAGACUCUUUAGAGACUAAUAUAUUUAAAAAUGAAAAAAUCCCUGCAAUGUCAGCAGAAAGAAAAACUGCUAGAAAAGAUGUCAUCUGUCAAAACUUUCCUGUGAGAAACUAACUAAGUCAGCAUAAUUCAGACAGUAACCUGCCCAGUCUGAGAAUUAAUAUUGCCAGUUGACUGUUCUUGUUACAUUUGUACGCCAAUGGUAGCCAAACUAUUCAUCAAAUUAACAUCACUUUCUUCAA